AUGAGCUUGGUAGUGACUGUAAACUUCUCUCUAGACCCUCCAGGCAAAGCCGGUGAUCCGUCGAGGAAGAUGUCAGAAUCGUGGCGCCCCAAAGCCAUGCGGAACUCCUCGACAGUAUACCUUGCACAGCCCAAUCAGGAAGUGGAGUCAACGGCCACGUCUUCUCAGAGGCUUUCUGCUAAGAUCAGCCUGAUCGAGGCGGCUGGGAAGGAUGUGGGCAUGGCCUGGAUCAGCUGA
Molecule: messenger RNA, 237 nt
Organism: Exophiala spinifera
Lineage: Eukaryota; Fungi; Ascomycota; Eurotiomycetes; Chaetothyriales; Herpotrichiellaceae
Exons: 1
Coding region: 1-237 (78 amino acids)
Source: RefSeq, a predicted model, not a curated record